Molecule: messenger RNA, 10356 nt
Organism: Aspergillus terreus NIH2624
Lineage: Eukaryota; Fungi; Ascomycota; Eurotiomycetes; Eurotiales; Aspergillaceae
Exons: 2
Coding region: 1-10356 (3451 amino acids)
Source: RefSeq, a predicted model, not a curated record
AUGGAGCCGCCGGAGGACGAGCCCUUGCCGUCUCUGCCCUCGAGCAAGACAUCCUCCGCGAACGCCUCGGUUGAAGACCUCACCGCUCUGCCAGACGAGAAGAGCUGGGAACAGGUGGAUCUUAGCCACUAUGUUCACGGCCCGCGAGAUCUAGAUCUCUCCUCUCCUAGAGGUCAUGACAGCCAAUAUGACAUUCUGGAUUCGCAGCAGGGUACCCCUACGGCUGCAGUGUUUGCCCACCAUCAUCCUCCAAGCAGAAAGGAUCAGCUCAAGUACGAGUUUCACUCGCCCUCCGAGCUUCUCCAGGAUCCAAGCACAUACGCAGAGUUACCACCUUCGCCGACUUUAGGCGCAUUGCCUUCUGCCGAGGGCUCUGCUGUCGGCGUCCGCGAUGACCUGGACCUGCAUGAUCUCCCUCCCCUUCCGUCCUCACGUCCGUCCACCCCAGAGAACCAGAUGAUUAGCAUGGAAGAUGUGGACGACACGACACCCACUCAGGCCAAAAUCACUCCUACCAUCCACCGAUCUGCGAGUCCCAAGGAGCGUGAUCUCGUGGAGGUAGCCACUGCUACUGCUGCAGGUGCCGGUCUUGCCAGCCUCGUCGGAGCGGAGGUUGAAAAGCAGGGAGUUCCUCAGGUGGAGACGACCCCUGAGCCCCUGGACAAGAACAUUUCGGAUGCACCUGCAUCUGAGUUUGUGCCCGGAGAUAGGGAAGUGCCAGAGUCUCCGGCCUCUGCUGUGUUUGUCGACGCACCAUCUGCUGUUGUUGCGGACUCUGGAGAUGAAAGUGCUUUCCAGACGCCUGUUGAUGCACCUCUGGCGUCGCCCGAAGAUUCUGGGCCCACUGGCGAGGCCAUUGAGCAGGAAACUACCCGUGAACUGCAACCACAGGUUGAGUUUGAUGCUGCUGCCGAGGAAACAAAACCUGCGGAACCUACCAACGAUAUCAGGGCUCGACCAGAAGAAUCUGCAGAGACUUCUACUUCUUCCAAGAAGAAAAAGAAGAAGGAUAAGAAGAAGAACAAGGCCGCGGAGACAGUCACACAGGAUGUGGGACCGGUAGACACAAGUGUUGAACAAGCUCCUACUCCCUUGGAGGAAGCAUCAAACACUGAAGCAGAGCCGGCUGCUGGAGACCAGCCAAGCGAACAACUCCCUGCACCUGAGCCUACAACGGAGGUUGAAGAGCAGCCACCCACAGAGCCUGUGGAUCCCGUGGAAGCCAUAAAGACGGAGGACUCGAGGGACGUGACAGAGAUGGAUCAACCCAUUCCUGAACCAGAGGUUGCAGAGACCGCCGCCGAUACAAUAGUUUCUUCGAAGAAAGCUAAGCGCGACAAGAAGAAGAAAAAGAAGAGCCAGGGGGCUGCAGCUGAUGAGGCCAUGGAGCCCGGACUUGCAGAAGCAGGCGUAUCACCUCUAGAAACAUCUCCUGAGGAAAAGCCCGACAACACAGAGGAGCAGAGAGUGGAAGAUACACCCAAAUCGAUGGACGAGUUCCUUACGCCGACUGAAGAGCGGUCCAAAUCUCCCGUGCUUGAGGGUCAAUCCGGAGAGGAAAUUCCUUCUGUUCAGGAGGUUGUUGAGCAGGCAGAGACUGAACCGAUGACUAGGGAGAUUCCGGCAGUCGAUAAUGGCUUACAGGCUUCGGCUGAGCCCGCUGCGGCGCAAGAGGCUCAAGAGCCGGUUGCAGUUCCCGUUGAAUCUGGCGGGAUUGAGCCUACAGUGGCGGAAGAAAGGACAGAAGAGCAAACUCCAACAGUCCUGGUGGAGCAGCAACCCGAGACUGCAGUUACUUCUACCGAGCCAAAGAACGACGAGAUCCCUCACGACGAACAGUCUCCUGCCACAGUACAGGAACCCCACGUCGAGGCCGUCCAAGGCAUCGAGGCUUCUGAUAAAGGCCUAGAGGCUGAACCCGACCAGGGAGCUGCGUCCACCGAGCUGCUAGCUACGUCCGAUCAAACUGAGCCCUCCCCUGACUCUGCAGCGCAGACGCAAGAUCCGGCCACAGCUUCCCCGGAAGUUGACACUUCUCUGUCUCGCAAGAGCAGCAAAAAGAAGAAGAAGAAUAAGAAGAAGGCCGGGGCAGAGGUGGCAGAAAGCGAAACGACGGAGGCCUCGCCAUCUGUCCCUUCGGAUGACGCUACUCCAACAACCGAAGUCGAGCCUACCAGCACAGGGGAGGUUGAUCUCAAGACAAAGCCAGAGGAGCCUUCUGAGAACAAAGAAGAGUCCACUAAUCCCCCUCAAUCUGAAGAGCAAGAGGUUGUGCCUGAAGCAUCCGCGGAGUCUAUUCCAGAUCCUUCGGAGAACAAAGAAGAGUCCACUGAUCCCUCUCGAUCUGAAGAGCCAGAGAUUGUGCCCGACGCACCCGCGGAGUCUAUUCAAGAGCCGGCCAAGGAAGUCACCCCGGAUGAACUCGUCGAAGAGCCAACGACGAAGAAAAAGAAGAAGAAGAAGAAUCGCAAAUCAGCCGCUUCCUUGGCUGAGCCUGAAGGGGAAUCUACGUCGGACCCGCAGCCUGAAUAUCAACCCGAAUCUCAGCCUGAAGCUGGACCAGCCGAAGACGCUACCGCGACGCCCCCGCACGACGAAACAAGCGGUGAGCUUCCGCAACCCGCGGCUGACAUCGACGCCCAGGCAUCGCCGGAGCCAGCCACCAACGAAACCCAACAGGACCCUGCAGCCGCCGAGGACGUUGACACUAUCCCUGCCGUAACGGACGAGGAGCCUACCCAGCAGCCUGUGGAGUCACCUGAGGCCAAUGAUGGCACACCACAUGUGUCUGAACAGGUUGAACACGAAGCGGGGGAAACACCAUCUUCAGGCAAGAAGAGUAAAAAGAAGAAGAAGAAGGGGAGUGUCUCUUCUCCGGUAGAUGAGAGUAUGGCGUCGACCGAAUCUCGCAGUCUGGAUGCCGCCGCUGAGCCCACGAAUGAUGUCUCCGUCGAGCCGGAAUCUCAACCUCAAACCGAGCCAGAGGCUGAACCUUCAAACAUUGACCAACAGCCUGAAGCCGAGGAAGAGCAUGGGGAGAAAAAACCGGCUGAAAGCGAAGCUCCCGCAGAGCCGGCCAAUGUUGAAGAGCCUGCCGAACCUGCCGUUCCGAUGACCGCGGCGCAGAAGAAGAAGGCAAAGAAAGAAAAGAAGAAGAAGCGACAAUCGGCUUUGCUCGAGGAGACUACUGUCGAACAAGCAGCUGAGGAGGUUCCACCUGAGAGUAGUGAAGCACCCAUUGAACCCGAGACAAGUGACCCUGCUCCAACGGAGGAGGCAACUCCUGUUGCGGAGCCUGCUCUAGAAGAAGCGAAAGAUGCGGCUGUAACGGAAGCGGAGUCCAUUGAGCAGGAAGCGACAGUCGCACCGACCGAGGAAACAGAACAGCCGGUUUCUAAGGAAGUAACAGAGGAACCUGUAGCUGAAGAACCAGUUGCGGCAGACGCGGAGGCGGAGAAGGGGCAGGAUGAGACCCCUAUCGUCAUCGAAGAAGCUGAGGCCAAGCAAGAAUCGGAGCCUGUUUCCCAGCCUGCGGAGGAUGAACCGAAGCCCCAGACAGUGGAACCAACAGUCUCUGAUGAACCGACCACAAUGAGCUCUGAGGCACAACCGGAAGCCCCGACUCAGCAAGACUCCGAAACAGUUCAAGACUCACACGAGCCAACCGCCACGAAGGAUGUGCCGGAGCUACCAGUCGAGGAAUCUCCUAAGACAGAAGCCGAAGCAGCCCCCGCUGAGGAGGAAGCACAGCCCGCUCCUUCAGCAAAGUCUAAGAAGGACAAGAAGAAAAAGAAGAAGCGCCAAUCUCUUGCCCUUGAGGAGGAGCCACCUGUCAACGAGGCGACUGAAGCUCAGCCUUCUGAGACCCCCAUGGACCCAGUCGAAGUCUCCGAAUCUACAGAAGUUGCUGGUGUCGUAUCCACAGACAAGUCCGAAGAGGCUACACCCGAGGAUAUCGCCAAAGAGGCUCCGCAAGAGCCUGAACCACUGGUCGAAGAAGAGCCUGCGUCUGAAGCCACCUCACAGGAUGCUCCUGUCCCAGUAGAAAGCGAGGAGCAGCAGCAACCCGAAGCUGUGGAAGAGCCUCAGCCUGUACUUUCGAAGAAACAGGCUAAGAAGGAGAAGAAAAAGAAGCGCAAGUCUGUCUCCUUUGCCACUGAGGAGCCGGAAGCCCAGGCUCUUGAGUCUAGCGAACCAGCUAUCGAGCCUACUGCGCCUUCACAGGAGACCAACGAGGAAAAGCCUGACGACGACCCUGUUCAGAAAGGUCCAGACGAUUCCGCCACCACAAGUGCCGAAACUUUUGAACCGAUUGAACCUACUCCUGCUGAGGGGACCGAAGUCUCUUCCGAUGUUCCGCAAGAGCAGGAAGAACAGAAAACAUCUACCGGUAUCGAAGAGAGCUCAGCUGAGCCUCCUCAAGAUAUUGUGACGGAAGAACCAGGAGUCACAACCGAGGAUUUUAAUGAACAACCAACCCAGACUGAGGCGGAUCUGUCAGAAGAGACUCAGCCUGUGGAAGCCGUGGAACAAAAUGCCGAAGAGUCCUCAAAGACGGAUGCCCAGGUGGAGACGGAGACCGUACAAGAGCCUCCUACUCCGGAGGCUGGUGAGAAGGGUGAAUCUGAACCCGCCUCAGAGCAAGCACCCACUGAGCCGGAAACACCGGUGGAUACAGAGCCUGAAGCUACGACGCCGAAGUCCAAAAAGGAUAAGAAGAAGAAAAAGAAGAAGCAGAAGGCUCUUGAAUUGAGCGAGGAUGUUGCUCCUACUCCUGAAUCCCCAGUUGAAGCACCUCAGCCGGCAGACGAGUCUGAGAAGCAAGUCGAAACACCCGUUACUGAGUUAAAUGAUGCUGAAGGGACUGCGGACUCGGGAAAGCCAGAAGAAACCCCCCAGCUUACGGAGGAGCCUCGAGUCGAGAUGACCGAAGAAGAACCAAAGGUGCCGGAGACUGUUGACGAGCCUCGGCAGCAAGCUGAGACGCAGGAGGAAGCUACGGCUGUAUCCGAGGCUGAACCGUCUGCUGCACGAGAGGAGCCCCAGCCGAGCGUCCCAGAAGAGGAGAUGCAAAACGAAACGGCGAAGGACGAUGUGAUGGCCAACAUGUCCGCCAAGGAGAGGAGAAAAGCCAAAAAGAAGGAGAAGAAACGCCAGUCCAAGAAUCUGGAUGUCGAGACCACCGAAGCCGCUGCUCCGACCCCGUCAGACGAUAAGCCUCAAGACGAAACACCCGCCGCCGACGAUACGGCGCGCGACGCCCCCGUCGAAGAAGCCAAGCCCGCCGACGAACAGUCCUCGCUUGAGACGGCAAUCGCCCCUGCUGAAGAUCACGGUAAAGACAAUCAGUCCCACGGCACCGAAAUGCACGCCGAUACCGAUAAAGAUAUGAUUUGGACUGAUGAGAUGGUGUCUUCGCAGGUAGAGCAACAGCAGCAUCAAUCACUGCCGGAAGCGACUUCAUCCGAGUCUCCUCUCCCACCCGUGCGUGAUGUUGAGGGUGAGGUUGCUACUCCCGGUGAUGAGAUCAAGGCCGUUGAUGAGAAUGUCGAGGAGUCGGGAGUAGCUGGCGAGGCGGAAGGUCGUGACCUCCCCGCUGAAGGUGCCGAAGAACCAAACCAGGGUGAAGCCAGGGGCGUGAUGGAGGGUGGAGAAGAGGCAGUGGUGCGUGAAGACGAAGGAGCUGAUGCACCUCCAGAGCAGACGGAUGAGCAUGUUGAGAGAGAGGAGAGAACCGAGGAUGUACCGUCUGGUGGAGAUACGACUGAGUCUGUUGCUGAGGCUCCGCAGGUCACCGAGGAAGCAGUGGCUCAGGCGGCCGAGACAAUUGAGGAUCAGCCGGAGAAAGAGCAGGCGAUGAGUUCAGAGGCUGCAGUGCCGGAGCCAGUCACAUUGUCGAAGAAGAAGAGCAAGAAGGAAAAGAAGAAGCAGCGUCAAGCGCAGAGAGCUCUGGCUUCCGCCGAAGAAGAACAAUCUGGUGAAACCGCCAAAGAGAUCAGUGAGCCCACAGCUAAUGUUGAAGCUUCUGAGCCUGUUCCCGAUCAACUUGAGGUGCCUGAAGAGAAGGCUUCUGGGACUGAAGAAACAGCGCCCCCUGCUUCUGGCGAGACAUCUGGAGCUAUCGUCGGGGGCAGCGAACAGGAGGCCGAGCGCACUGUUCCACCAUUCGAAGAAAAGUUGGAAGAAUCUGCGCCUGUCGUGGCGGAUGAAGCUCUUGCAGAAGAGCCCAAGGAGCUUGUUGAGAGCGAGGAGCCUGCAAAGGAAAUGGAGGCUACAGAAGUUGAAGCAGAGCCUGUGAAAUUGCCUGAGCAAGCUGUCGAGGUGGAGCAAACGAAUGAUGGAGAGUUGGCGGGCGUGAGCAAUGACGUUGGUGAAAGAGAACCUGAGCUUGAACCAGAGUCGGUUUCAGAGCCUCUUACCGAAGAGAAGGCGCCGGCAAAGGAGGAUUUGGAUGCUACAAUAGCAGAGCCUUCUGAAACCCAGCCUGAGGAGAGUUCUGAGCGAGUGGAGGAGCCGACUCUCAGCCGCAAAGAAUCCAAGAAGAAAAAGAAGAAGGCUAAGAAACAGGCUAAAGAACAGGAGGUCUCCGAGCCUGUUAUUGUCAGUCCUGCCGAGAAAGAACUCCCUGCCGAAACAGGAUCUACGCAGUUGAAAGAUUCUGCUGAUGUCCUUGAGGCGCCGAAAGGACUAGUUGAAGAAGGGCCUGCGGAGAGUUCAGAACAGCCUGUCGAAGAGAAGGAGCCAGCUGUAUCUUUGGAUCCAUUCGAGGUUCCAUCUGAAGAAGACAAGGAUAGAGGCUUAACUACAGAGCCUGCAGAGCAGGUCGUUCAGGCUACGGACAACCAGGAGAAUCUCCAGCAGGAAGGGCCGAAGAGCGAGGAGUCUCAAGCUAAGCUGGGAGCUCAGGCUCUCGAAAAAGAAGAUGACCUCGAAAUGGCCGGGGACCUUAUUGAAGGUCCUUCCACCCGACCGGAGGUGGAAGUUCCGGUGACCAGGAAGCUAUCCAAAAAGGAGAAGAGGAAGGCCAAGCAGCAGGCCAAGCUGGAAGCUGAAGAGCCAGCCCAAGAGCCCGCCCAAGAGCCCGCCCAAGAGCCGGAGCCGGAGCCGGAGACAAAGACGGAGCUAGUUGAAGAACAGCAGCCUCAGGAGGCUGAGACUCUGCCAGCUGAGGAGAGUUUGGCUGAGGACCCUCUACUUUCCCGAAAGCUGUCUAAAAAGGAGAAGAAGAAGAAGGGGAAGGGGAAGAGCGCAGAUGAGAGCCAAACGAUUGAGCCCCCUGCAGAGCCCACCACUCAAGACGAAGAGGGCUGGCCUACGAUAGAUUGGGAAAAGGGCCAGGUUGAUACUGUGGAAAAGACACCUCAGUCGUCGCCUGAGGCCCAUCAUGUGACGCCCUUUGAGCCUGCGAUUACCGAGUACGACGAGUCUGCUAUACCUGAAGGUGUGAGUCGCCACGCUGAUGAAUCAUCUGUGGACACUGCAAGAGGCGAUGAUAUUGCUCAAGACGAGAAGGGGCCAGUGCUGGAAACGAGCGUUCCUGACAUGACUAAAGAGGCACCCGUGGAAGCCAGAGAGAUCCCUGAGACUACGGAGAAGCCCGUGACUGAGCCCGUUGUGGAACAGUUCCUACACGACGUGACAGCGUCUGUCCCCGAGAAGCGCCGGAUGGACCAAGUUGAUGUGCUACCACACAAGCAAAGCAAAGUAGCGAGCAUUUUUCCACACCUGGAACGAGGGCUGUUCAAACGUCCCACGUCGACCGAGUCAUUGCGUCAGGGAAAUGAUGGGGCUGAGGAUGAGACCGUUGAGCACGAAGUCAAGCGCGAUAGUGCAAUUCCCGUCUCGGAGGCGCCCAUUUCGACACCAACUGACAACAACGACAGUGGGUAUAUCCCCGAUCCAUCACCAGAGCAAGUCUCUACUCAGACUCGGGAACCUACACCACAACGACUAGAGGAGUCCGCAACACCCGGCAGUCAAGAGGUCUCCCGCUCAAUUGAUGCCGAGGCACCGGGUGUUACUCCCUUGUAUGCACCUACACCGAUUCACGAUCAGACGUCUACUCUGGUUUCCACCGCGCCAGUUCAGGAAGUCCGACAGGCGAGCCCGGAUUCCUGCGAACUGCGCCGCAGCCCUUCUAUUCAUGGGCGACACAACCAUCCCCCGCGGUCCUGGUCACUGGAAGAAGAGACGUCGCUUCCACCGGCCAAAACGCCGCCACCGCCGCCGUCGCUUGGGCCAUCAGCGAUGGAGGCUUCUCCUCCUCGAACCCCAUUGCAUACCAUUACGGAGGAUGAAGCGGAUGGACGGGUGGAGAAAACCAGCGGCACCCGAACCAUGGGCGAAGCACACGGGACGCCCCGUCUAGAGAUGAGACCCGAACAUGUCCUUCCUCGACCUCAAACGCCCGUCCGCAAAUUCACCGACAAUGCACUGGAUCGUCAGCGAUGGCCCACGCCCGACACAGCCGAUGAUGGAAGCGGAGAACUGGAGGUGAAGAAACGGGGACUCCAGCGGGGGCUCUUUGGAUCCGCCGAGGUGCUGAAAACCCCCGAUCAGGGCAUGCCGAUCCUACGACCCAGCAGUGUGGGUAGCAUCGCGAGCAGCGGCGGCGGAGGAGGAGCACGAUCGCUGCGACGCACGAACCGCAGCACCAGCGGCGAUCUGCGGGCGGCAGCCACUCUGGCGGCUGGUGGUUCGCCCCAGCCACCCGCGUCGCCCCCUCAACCGACCGACCUGAGCGUCGAGCACAUUCCCUCUUCCUCCUCCUAUGACCCCCUCACCGACAAGGGCAAACGGCCCCUACGCAGCAUGACCGAUGUCUACGAGGGUUGGGGCGAAACUCCCAGCUCGCCGCGGUCGCCCAGUCGACCGCCCAGUAUCCGCCAUCGCCGAAGUAUGCAACACCUUCAAGAACUGGAAUCCCGCCUCGACCAACUCAUCUCCGAAAAUCGUCUGCUCAUCGCCGCCCGUGAUGCGGCCGAGGAUAAGCUCCGCAGCGCCAGCGUCGCCCGCCGGAAAAGUGACCAUGCCCUCAACAAUCGUGAUGCCGACUUGCGCGACCGGGAGGCCGAGCUGGAACAGCUGAAGAACUCGGUGGAGUGGCUGCAGAAAGAAGUAUCCCGGUUGAACCAAGAGAAUGAGGGACUGUCCACCACCAAUGCCAACCUCACUGCCGCUCAUGUCGCCGAGCUUCAGUCCGUGCGUGAAUCGUCCUCCCGCGAGCUGGAAGUCUUGCGGUAUGAAAACCAACAAUUGUCGACCGAUCUCCACGAGAAGAUCCGACAGCAGAUCGACGCUGCCUUGACCCAGAAAAACACUGAGCUGCGUCGCCUGCGAGAGGAGCUGGAGGGUGCGCGCGACAAGGUCAAGGAGCUCCAGCAGCAGAUCGCCGCGUCCAUGCAUGACAAUGUCAUUGUCUUCCGAGACGAGGACUACUUCGAUGCGGCCUGUCAGAAGCUCUGCGGUCACGUCCAACAAUGGGUGUUGCGCUUCUCCAAACACUCGGACCAUCAUCGCUGUCGCAAGCUCAUCGACCUACAGGACGAAAAGAUCGCCGAUCGCUUUGACAAUGCCAUCCUGGACGGUUCUGACGCCGACAUCUAUCUCGCCGACCGCGUACGGCGACGCGAUGUAUUCAUGUCCGUGGUCAUGACUAUGGUGUGGGAGUUCAUCUUCACUCGGUACCUGUUUGGCAUGGACCGGGAACAGCGACAAAAGCUCAAAUCUCUGGAGAAGCAGUUAGCAGAGGUGGGCCCCCGGGCGGCCAUCCAUCGCUGGCGGGCCACCACUCUGACCCUCCUGGCCAAGCGGCCGGCCUUUGCCCGCCAACGGGAGAGCGACACGGAAGCGGUCGCGUUGGAAAUCUUCGACACGCUGUCGCGCAUCCUGCCGCCGCCGAGUCACGUGGAAGCACAACUGUUGGAGUCUCUGCGCAAGGUACUCCGGGUUGCCGUCAAUCUUUCAAUCGAGAUGCGCACGCAGCUCGCCGAAUACAUCAUGCUGCCGCCCCUACAACCCGAGUACGACACCAACGGAGACCUUUCCCGGCAGGUCUACUUCAACGCGUCUCUGAUGAAUGAGCGCAGUGGGGAGACCACCUCGAACGAGGAACUGGAAUCCCAACAAGCAGUGGUGCGCGUCGUCUUGUUCCCUCUGGUGGUGAAGAAGGGCAACGAUUCCGGCGAAGGCGACGAUGAAGUCGUGGUCUGUCCGGCGCAGGUGUUGAUCGCCCGUCCCGGCAAAGACAAGAAAAUGAGCCGGAUACUGAGCAGCGAUCGCAUGUCGCUGGAUGCAACAAAGUCGGUCCACAGUAUUGCUCCAUCAUCUACCAUGGACAUGAGCAAUGUGGUUUGA